CUUCUCUCUGGAUAUUGAAUCCAAGAAAGACACGAUUUUGAGAGCAGUAGGAGACACCCGAUAAGAAUCUGAUUCUUGGAGCAUUGCCAUUUUAUCUUGUACAUUCGCUUAAUUUGUAACUACAAUGGCUGGAAUUGUAGUGGUUUUUGACUUCGACAAGACCAUCGUCGACUGUGACAGUGAUAACUGGGUUGUUGACGAGUUGGGUUUCAAUGAAUUGUUCAAUCGGCUCCUUCCCACAAUGCCUUGGAACACUCUCAUGGAUAAGAUGAUGAUGGAGCUUCAUUCCCAUGGAAAAACCAUUGAGGACAUUGUGCAAGUUCUUCAGAGGAUUCCUAUACACCCCAGAAUAAUCCACGCCAUUAAAGCAGCGCAUGCUUUAGGGUGUGAUUUGAGGAUUGUAAGCGAUGCAAAUACGUUCUUCAUCGAAACAAUUUUAAAGCACUUAAAAAUAAAGGAAUGCUUCUCAGAGAUCAACACUAACCCGGGUUAUAUUAAUGGAGAGGAAAGGCUACGAAUUUUGCCUUACCAUGACUUCAACAAUUCUCCCCAUGGAUGCACUCUGUGUCCUCCAAACAUGUGCAAGGGUGAAAUCAUAGAGAAAAUCCAAGACUCAAUAUCUUCAGGAGAAAAAAAGAGGGUCAUAUAUCUUGGGGAUGGUAGUGGGGACUAUUGCCCAAGCCUGAGGCUAAAAGACAAAGAUUUUGUGAUGCCAAGAAAGAAUUUUCCUGUAUGGGAGUUAAUAUGCAAAGACCCUUUGCUCAUUAAAGCUGAAAUUCAUGAAUGGAGCGAUGGAGAAGAACUGGAACGAAUUUCGCUGCAGCUAAUCAACAAAAUUUCUUUGGGAGAAAGUGCUCAGAACAUUUCUGCUGAUUGCAAGUUGGAGACUAUACGAGAGCCUUUUCCUCAAGUUCUACUAGCUCACCGAUAAGACCCCUUUAAUAUCUUUGGAUAUCUCAUCUACCUCAAAGAUAGCUAGUUUUUUUUUUUUUCAUGUCAAAUGCUAAUAAGUGUUUUUAGAUAUUAACUAAGGAAUUAAAAGGAUAAUUUUUUUAUUGAGAUGCAUAAAAUGAUACUGUUUAUUUAUUUU
Molecule: messenger RNA, 1090 nt
Organism: Glycine soja
Lineage: Eukaryota; Viridiplantae; Streptophyta; Magnoliopsida; Fabales; Fabaceae
Product: inorganic pyrophosphatase 2-like
Exons: 4
Coding region: 125-931 (268 amino acids)
Molecular function (GO): phosphatase activity
Source: RefSeq, a predicted model, not a curated record